UCUUGACACGCAUACACCGGCACAACCCUGCCCCUAUCCCAAAGCGUCCAUACUCUUACUCCAUGAUAGGCUUGCCCUCUUCCUUAUUCCCGCUCUCACGGCUUUCGGCAUGCAUACCGCCUUCAUUUCCGCGCGUAGCCUCCAAUAAAACCAACGUUCGGUUGCACUCCCGCUUCUUGGCCAGCAUUUCCUUCUCUAUGUCUUCCACAUGCCGACUCAUACCCCGGAAAGCUUGCACCAUGAUGAGCGUCGUAUCAAUAGUAUCGAGAUGCGACCUAGCCAGCUUCAAUGCUUCCUGUAGAAUAGAGUCGUCGUUUGGUUUCGCGACUUCGAUGCUGGAAUCGGUGGAUGAUGAAUCGUUGUCUUCCUAGGCCCAUUAUCAGCAUUUCAGUUCUUCUCCUCCAAUGUUUGGAUAACGAGAUGCAGUAAAAGAUACCUGUUUUGCCACCACUUCCAUGGCUCCCUGCAUAUCCUCUGGUAACUGCUUUUCUGUAUCCCCAGCUUCCCGCCAAUAGGACGUCAAAGGCGUACUUUGUGGUCGCGGCGGCCGAUUCUGGUUCUCGCUUUCCACGUCCGAGUUUUCUUUUUGGCGAGCAUGCAUGAUGUCCAUCGAUUUCUUGUGGUAAAUGUUGCGAAACACCUGCUUUAAAAGGUUUUUGGGCGCCAUGAUUGUCGGGCGUAAUCCGGUACCGCGUAACAUGUGGCAAUCAUGUAUGU
Messenger RNA from Periconia digitata, 717 nucleotides. The record is from the annotation of a GenBank genome assembly. Lineage: Eukaryota; Fungi; Ascomycota; Dothideomycetes; Pleosporales; Periconiaceae.